This is a messenger RNA of Macroventuria anomochaeta, 1194 nucleotides long. Its product is annotated as oryzin precursor. The record is from RefSeq and is a predicted model, not a curated record. NCBI's taxonomy places the organism in Eukaryota, Fungi, Ascomycota, Dothideomycetes, Pleosporales, Didymellaceae. Gene Ontology annotation, molecular function: serine-type endopeptidase activity. The coding region runs from base 1 to 1194 and encodes 397 amino acids. Gene Ontology annotation, biological process: proteolysis. The transcript is spliced from 2 exons.
AUGCAGCUCACUCUACUCCUCUCGCUUUUGCCAGCUAUGGCUCUGGCUCUUCCGGCUCCUGUCCUUCAGCCUCGCGCCGGUACUCCCAUUCCCGGAAAGUAUAUCGUCAAGUUGAAGAACCAGAACCUCCAGGUUCUCAUCGAGGAUGCCCUGAAGCUUCUGAAGAAGGACCCUGCCCACGUCUAUCAGUUCGGAAACUUCGGUGGCUUCGCCGCUGAGAUGAGCGACGACAUUGUCAAGCUCCUUCAGAACUUCCCUGGUGUCGACUACAUCGAGCAGGAUGCUGUUGUCAAGGCCAACCUUGGCGAAAUUGAGAACAUCGAGAAGAGGGCAUACGUUACCCAGUCCUCUGCCACCUGGGGUCUUGGUCGUAUCUCCCACCAGAACACUGGUAGCACCUCUUAUACCUACGACAGCACUGCUGGAGCCAACACCUGUGUGUACAUCAUUGACACCGGUAUCUCCACCACUCACGCCGAGUUCGAGGGCCGUGCUACCUUCCUCGCCAACUACGCUGGAGAUGGCUCCAACACCGAUGGCAACGGCCACGGCACUCACUGCGCUGGAACCGUUGGAUCCAAGACCUACGGUGUGGCUAAGAAGGCCAAGCUCUUCGCCGUCAAGGUCCUUGACGCCUCUGGCUCUGGUACCAACUCUGGUGUUAUUGCCGGUAUUAACUACGUCGCCAACGACUCCAAGAGCCGUGCUGGCUGCACCGCCGGUGUCGUCGGCAGCAUGUCCCUCGGUGGAUCCAAGUCCACUGCCGUCAACACCGCUGUUGCCAACGCUGUCACCGCUGGUGUCUUCAUGGCCGUUGCCGCCGGAAACGAGGCUCAGGAUGCCGCCAAUGUCUCGCCUGCUUCUGAGGCUACUGCUUUCACUGUUGGUGCUUCCGACAGCUCUGACAAGUUCGCCUCUUUCUCCAAUUACGGCUCUGUUGUCGACAUCAUCGCUCCUGGUGUUUCCAUCCUCUCCACCUGGUUGAAUGGUGGCACCAACACCAUCUCCGGUACCUCCAUGGCCACUCCCCACGUUGCCGGUCUCGCUGCCUACAUUCUUGGCUUCGAGGGCAAGAAGACUCCUGCUGCUCUUGCUACCCGCCUCCAGACUCUUGCCCUCAAGAACAAGAUCUCUGGCCUUCCUACCACUGCCACCAAGAACUACCUUGCCUUCAACGGCAACCCUAGCGGUUAA